Molecule: messenger RNA, 792 nt
Organism: Lathyrus oleraceus (garden pea)
Lineage: Eukaryota; Viridiplantae; Streptophyta; Magnoliopsida; Fabales; Fabaceae
Exons: 1
Coding region: 1-792 (263 amino acids)
Biological process (GO): proteolysis
Molecular function (GO): aspartic-type endopeptidase activity
Source: RefSeq, a predicted model, not a curated record
AUGACAAAUCCAAGAGACCAUAGUAAUGUGAGUGCAGUGACAAUAAAAAAUGGGAAAUCACUUGGGAUGUCUGAAGAAAAACCUGAGAACGAAGACCAUUUGCUCGAAGUGGAUCUAGAAAUCAAAGAAAAUCAUACCACUACGAAAGAAGAGGUUACACCAGAACAGGUUGUGAAAGAAAAACCAAAAGAACCAAAACCUAUCACCAAACUCCCAUUCCCUACAAGGAAUAAGAACAAAGGCCAACAUGAGAAUUUUUUUGAGAAGUUUUUAGAAAUGUUCAGAAAGUCAAAAAUCAACAUUCCAUUCUCUGAGACACUUGAGCAGAUACCCAUCUAUGCAAAAUUCAUGAAGGAUGUCAUCUCUAAGAAAUGCAUCAUUGACUCUGAACCUAUACUUCUGACUAAAACUUGCAAUGCUAUUUUGCAAGGUAUGAAGAUCCCAGUUAAAAAGAAAGAUAUAGGUUUUGUCACCAUUCCAUGCACUAUUGGAGAUAGAUCAUUCAAAAAGGCACUUAUCGACUUGGGAGCUAGUGUGAGUCUUAUGCCUUUAUCCAUUUACAAGAAGUUAGGAAUAGGUACGGUUCAAGAUACCAGGAUGACACUCCAGUUUACAGAUCACUCAGUGAAGAGACCUUAUGGUGUAGUUGAAGAUGUUUUGGUUAAGAUAGAUAAAUUUGUGUUCCCUAUUGAUUUUGUGAUUCUUGAGAUGCCUGAAGAUGAAGAGAUUCCUCUUAUUCUGGGAAGACCUUUCCUAGAAACAGGAAGAUGCAUGAUAGACAUUGAGGAAUGA